Rhodotorula toruloides NP11 is the source of this 777-nucleotide messenger RNA. Its product is annotated as BTB/POZ-like domain containing protein. Bases 1 to 777 code for a protein of 258 amino acids. The record is from RefSeq and is a predicted model, not a curated record. NCBI's taxonomy places the organism in Eukaryota, Fungi, Basidiomycota, Microbotryomycetes, Sporidiobolales, Sporidiobolaceae. The transcript is spliced from 3 exons. Gene Ontology annotation, molecular function: protein binding.
AUGGCCGACGAGAUCGUUAUCCGCACGUCUGACUCGCCUGCCAAGGAGCUCCGUGCCUCGCGGGCCGUUCUCGCCGCCCACUCGACCGUCUUCAAGGACCUUUUCUCGAUGCCGAACACAGCUCGGGACGCCUUCGUCGAGGUCGCUGAGACUGUGGAGGAACUCGCACCCUUCUUGUCGAUCUUGACAGGUACAUACGACGAGCCGCUCGAGCUAUCGGUCGACGGAUGGGUCCACCUUGCGAGGCUGGCAGACAAGUACGACGCCAAGAUCGCGAGAAGCAUCGUCGAGGGCCAGGUGUCGCGACUGCUGAAAGACAACGAGGACGAGGCUCUGACGCUCAUUCUCGCUUCCUACAUACGCGACGCUGAUCUCGCCAAGGAUGCUGCCUUUGCAUUCAUGUUCGCAAACGAUGCGGACUGCGCGGUUAUUGACGGGUUCGAGAUCUCGGCGGACCUUCGAAGGCGCCUCGCAAGGUGGUGUACCCUGGUUUCUGAACAUGCGCAGCGAUUCGCCUACAAUGUCCCCGAGUAUUUCCCGACUUGCGGCAAAAACACCGGCUGCUCCGACGCCGCCGCCAAAGCCGCCUGUUACGAAGGCAUUUUCGCUGCUAUGCGCGACACAGAGUCUAUCAACCAUUACAACCCUUACUCGUACCGCAUCGAGGCAUGCAUCAACCGGUCUCGCCUGUGCAAAGCUCAUGCCGAUCAAGUCCUCAAGAAGAUUCGAGCUUUCGAGGGUGAAUACCGCGACGAAGCUCCGCCUUUCCCUGCGUAA